ACAUGACUGCGAGUUCUGUCUGACAAGUGACAGCUAGAUCCAGUCCCCACUCCCCAGUCAAAUAAAUUCGGGCCGGGGAAUUCACGGAAAGUGCUUCUAAAUACACAUGGAGAACGUUAAAACGUUGUAAAAUUAAGUUUUUGCCAGUGAAUUGUGUACUUUUCGGCUCGUGAUUCUGUAGAUGAAAAAUAUUUGAAAUGUUUUGCAGUAUUCCCAGGUCAUUGAUAUGUUCGAACGCUAUAGCACCGAAUCGAGCGCUAGCGUAUGCAUUAUCGAAAUGUCCCGCGCUUCUAGAGGCUUCGUCGCAAUGCCGGAACUACCAUGAGGUGACCGGAAACAUAAUAUGCCCCAACGUGGUGAGGGGUAUCGACCAUCUCAGGGACCCCCGACUUAACAAGGGUCUGGCAUUUACAUUAGAAGAACGGCAAGCGCUUGGCAUUCACGGCCUUUUGGCGGCCAAGUUCAAGUCACAAGAAGAGCAGCUGGAUAUCUGCAGGAUAUCAAUAGAUAGAUACGAGGACAAUCUCAACAAAUACCUUUACCUCGUCGAGUUACAGGACAGAAAUGAGAAGUUAUUCUUCCGUCUGUUGUCAGAAAAUGUGGAGAAGUAUUUGCCCAUAGUUUACACACCCACCGUAGGCCUGGCCUGCCAAAGAUUUGGUCUCAUCUACAGACGGCCGAGAGGUCUCUUUAUCACUAUCAAUGAUAAAGGGCAUAUAUUUAAUAUCCUCAAAAACUGGCCCGAACCAGACGUCCGUGCGAUAGUCUUCACAGAUGGGGAGCGUAUCCUCGGCCUGGGUGACUUGGGAGCGUACGGUAUGGGUAUACCUGUGGGAAAGCUGUCUCUAUACACUGCUCUGGCAGGAAUAAAACCGCAUCAGUGUUUGCCCAUCACUUUGGAUGUUGGGACUGAAAAUCAGGAUUUGCUGGAAGAUCCACUUUAUAUUGGUCUGCGCCAAAAACGAGUGAGAGGGAAGGAGUAUGACGAGUUUAUCGACGAAUUUAUGGAAGCAUGUGUUCAGAGAUACGGACAAAAUACACUUUUGCAGUUCGAGGAUUUCGCGCUAUUGAACGCUGGUCGUCUGCUCGCGAAGUACCGCUUCAAGUAUUGCACGUUCAACGACGACAUCCAGGGCACGGCCAGUGUGGCCGUCGCGGGACUGAUGGCCGCCGUCAGGGUCACGAAGAGGAAGCUCAGUGAAAACAUCUAUUUCUUCCUUGGUGCUGGAUCGGCAGCUAACGGCAUUGCCUCCUUAACAGUAGCUGCCAUGGUCGCAGAAGGUCUAACAGAGAAGCAGGCACAGGAUCGAGUGUACAUGUUUGACGUUGAUGGUCUCCUCUCCACUAGGAGAGAGGGAGGAGUCCCACCUCAUGCAAAGGCCUUUGGAAAGGACAUCGAACCGGAAAAGGACUUUGAAAAGUGCAUUGCGAAGAUUAGACCUAGUUGUCUUAUUGGUUGCUCGACCGUGGGCGGUGCGUUUACCCCCGCAGUGCUGCAGCAAAUGGCAAAGAACAUCGAAAGGCCCGUCAUAUUCGCGCUCUCCAACCCAACGAGCAAAGCUGAGUGUACUGCUCAGGCCGCGUAUGAUCAUACCGAGGGCCGCUGUAUCUUCGCGUCAGGAUCUCCCUUCCCGCCAGUGCAGUACGACGGCAAGGAGUACCAUCCGGGGCAAGGAAACAACGCCUACAUAUUCCCUGGGAUUGCUCUGGGAGUUAUCGCGACUGCCACGCACCAUAUACCUGAAACUAUGUUCCUGACUGCUGCCAGGACUCUCGCUAAUUUCGUGAGCGAGGACGAUCUGAGAACUGGCCGCAUUUACCCUCCACUCGCCGACGUGAGGGAGGCGUCGCUAGCUAUCGCCAUCGAGGUCGCCAGGAUGGCUUAUGAUGAAGGUCUUGCGUCAGUAUAUCCCGAGCCAAAGGACCUCCCUAAGCACAUAAUGAAUCAAGUGUACAACUUCCACUACGAGAGUUCUAUGCCCGUUGUAUGGGAUUGGAAGCCCGAGGAGAAAUUCAACGUCCGGCCCAUCCAGCCUGUUCCUAAGAACAUUUAAAGUAUUAUUUAUCUUUAUUUAUUUUAAUAAAAUUAUGGCAACCGUUUGAAGUAUUAACGUACAAUGAAUCGGCACUAUUUCGAUUCAAAUAUUUUUCAUCAAAUAAAAUUUUUAAAAGGCACGACAUGGAUUUACUAUAAAUUAAUCUAUGGUUAAACCAUAAACAUAAUUGCAUGAAUCGUUGAUUUUAAUUUAUCAUGACGAUCAUAGCCGUGAUUUUUAUUUUGUGUGUUAUUAUUAUCAUCAAGAAAUAUUUCUUACCGAGUGACUAAUUAAUGUUUUUCGUGGUUUUAAUCUCUGAUAUUUUUAUAGAACUUCCAGUGAUAUUAACACUUAUUAUCAUUAUUUAUUAUUGUCUUGUUAAAAACAAUCAACAACUUAAUAAAACGAACGUUUACUUUGUGACACUUUAGAAGUGACUAGGGAAUAUAAGUAUUAUUAUUAAUUAUUAUUUAUUGUACGUUUAUAAUAAAAUGGUUAGUAAUAUGUAUGUACGUUGACAUUGUUCAUAUGUAUUCACUGGAGAUAAUAUCAGAUAUCUUGCCGAACAAUUACGGUUUUUAUUUUUAAAUGUAACAUACAAUAUAUUACCUCCAUUUUAAUUGUUUAUUGGCAGUAAUAAUAUUAUAUCGCAAGGAUACUGAAAGUUCAAAACGUUUAAAUACUUAAUAAUAACCAAAUUUUUCACUAUAUUAAACGAGCAUCGUUAAUAUGCACAUAACAUACAUAAGUGUAUAAUGAAUAAAUAAUUAUUCAAUUAAAUGAGUAAUAUAUUCAUUGAAAAAGCAUUGAAGUAAAAUAUACACGUUGUAACGAGAUUAAUUAAAUAACUUUGAUUACCUAGUAGAUUUGUUUUUGUAAAAGUUAUUCCUUCUAUUUUUUACUUAUUGAUUGGCAAUUUAUAAAUAAGUUUUUGAAAAAGCAUCUAGAGCACUUUCAAGUAUAUUUUAUUCAAAUAAUUAAGAGUAAUCUCUAAGUAUAAUUUUGAAUAUAAAAAAAUAAUUAUAUGUAGGUAUCUUUUAUUUUAAUACUUUCCUACAAUGGGUAUUAUUUUAAUGUUUUGAUCUUGACUUCUUGCGAUAUAAAACCAGGUAACACUUAAUAAUUAGACGACAAAAGGUUACAUAUAAAAUAACUGACCCAAUGCUUUUGCGUUGUCACAUUCAUCAAUUUCGGUCUCAUAUUAAGUAUAUAAAACGUCAGUAGAAUUGACUAUAUACGAGUUAGUAUUUAUAUAGUAGCUGUUAGUUAUUAUAUUAUGUAAUAUUUAUUAUAUUAUGUAUGUCUCGGUAGAUGUAGUAGUUAAUUGUGUGAAAUUGUAACCUUUUAUAAACCUUGAGUCUAAAUUCGUGUGGUGAAAAUUAAAACAAAACUAGUUAGUUUUAGACAUGUGUAUUAUGACGGAUAUAAUUAAUAAAAGUUGCACAUUAUGUUUAAAAAAGUAUGUAAAUAUUGUACGAAGUUGCAUAUAUGUAAAAGUUUUGCAAAAAAAAGUAUUUGUUAACAGUGUUUUCUUAGUUAGGAAAUUUCCUUAUUAGCUAAAUCAACAAGUAUUAUAUAAUUUCAAUUUUAUGUAUUACAAGUAAAUUUGUGUAAUUUUAACGUCUAGUCACCGCAGCAUUAAAAUGUAACAGCCAAUAAUUAUGAUAUUUUAUACUUAAUCUUUAAAUAAAUUCUUAAAAGACAAACGUAAAAAAAUAUUAAUAAGGGAAAAGCUACCAAUCGAAAUCUUUUGUGCAUCUAAUUGGCUAUAAUCAACUAUUGAUUGUAUUUAUAUAAUUAUUAAGUACAUAAUCGAAGUGUAAUAAUAUUAAAAAGGCCACGGCGACACCAGUGACACUAAAUUCUAGAACAAUUGCGUAAUUUUUCCAAAAAAAAAAAAUUGUUCGACUUAUCUACUAGUCGUUUUAGAGUAAAAAGGUCAGUAGGCCUAUUAUUUACUAUUGUGGCCUGAUGGUAUCAUUAUAAUAAUAUGUUACUUUUAUGGACAUUGUAUUAUUAAUUAUUAUGAGUAUAAAAGUAGUAGCCCUAAUCGCUUACUUAUGCUUCUAGAUGCUCUUCGAUUACGAAAAUGAGCUAUUAAUAAAAUAAAAUACAAAAUCGGAGAUAUUUCCAAUCUCACAAUAAUUUAAACAUUAAUAAAUGCUUCAUAGAAUCUAAAGAAAUACUUUGAUUCUGCAUUAAGUAUAGGUUUCGCUUCAGUAUUUUUUAAGGUAGUGAGACAUUAUUUUCGCUGAGCGAAAAAAAAGUUGAGGUGUGUCUCUGAUUAUGUUAUACCUGUGUGUAUCUAUUGAUACGAUGUGAUUAUGUUGCUGUGACGUAUAGAGAUUAUGGUUUUGAACUAACUAAACUGCCCUUAGGGUAAGGCCGCGAUUACACUUGUAAGUUUUACUCACGUAAGUAGCUUACGUAAUUAUUUGUCUAAAAAAAUUCUAAGGCCAAUGUACGUAUGAGAGUAUUUACAUUAGUAAGUUAUUCGUAAGUUACUUACGUGAGACAACUUAGAGGUGUAUCGGCGGCCUUUGAGCGAUAUCACUCAUUUAUAUGUGUGAGUCACAAUUUGAGUGUGUUCAUUAAAUCGGUAAUUAUGUGUGCGUGAGUGUAAGCAAUGCCUUUUGUUAAUCAUAAUCACGCACACAUUGUUAUGUACGUACACAUUAGUGU
This is a messenger RNA of Maniola jurtina (meadow brown), 4718 nucleotides long. It is a transcript of the gene Men-b, whose product is annotated as NADP-dependent malic enzyme-like. The record is from RefSeq and is a predicted model, not a curated record. The transcript is spliced from 12 exons. Gene Ontology annotation, molecular function: malate dehydrogenase (decarboxylating) (NAD+) activity; NAD binding; malate dehydrogenase (decarboxylating) (NADP+) activity. The coding region runs from base 198 to 2054 and encodes 618 amino acids. NCBI's taxonomy places the organism in Eukaryota, Metazoa, Arthropoda, Insecta, Lepidoptera, Nymphalidae. Gene Ontology annotation, cellular component: mitochondrion. Gene Ontology annotation, biological process: malate metabolic process; pyruvate metabolic process.